Micropterus salmoides (largemouth bass) is the source of this 3738-nucleotide messenger RNA. RefSeq names its product hook microtubule-tethering protein 1 (gene hook1). Gene Ontology annotation, cellular component: centrosome; cytoplasm. The record is from RefSeq and is a predicted model, not a curated record. Gene Ontology annotation, molecular function: dynein light intermediate chain binding; microtubule binding. Bases 110 to 2260 code for a protein of 716 amino acids. Gene Ontology annotation, biological process: cytoskeleton-dependent intracellular transport; cytoplasmic microtubule organization. The transcript is spliced from 22 exons. NCBI's taxonomy places the organism in Eukaryota, Metazoa, Chordata, Actinopteri, Centrarchiformes, Centrarchidae.
GUCGUCGUUAGAGACCUACCUCUCGGCAGCAGGUGAGGUCAAAUGCGGAGGAAAAGAGCGGAAGAGCUUUUGCUGACAGGUGGAACAUAUUUAAGAUAAAAGGCAACAAAUGGACGAGGAUAAAACGGCGCUGACCGAGAGCCUCAUAAUAUGGCUGCAGACCUUCAACACUCCUGCACCCUGCAGAACAGUGGAGGAGCUGACCACUGGAGCGGCAAUGUCCCAGGCACUGCAUCAAAUAGACCCAGCUUGGUUCACUGAUGGAUGGCUCGGUCGUAUCAAAACAGAUGUUGAGGAUAACUGGAGACUGAAGUUGAACAACCUGAAGAAGAUCCUUCAGAUGGUGAUUGCUUAUUAUAAUGAGGUCUUUGCACAGGAAAUCUCAGACUUCCCCAUGCCAGAUCUGGCCCUGGUGGCAGAGCAUUCAGACCCUAUGCAGCUAGGGAGGCUACUGCAGCUCAUACUGGGCUGUGCUGUCAGAUGUGAGCGUAAACAAGAAUACAUACAGAUCAUCAUGACAUUGGAGGAGUCUGUGCAGCAUGUUGUCAUGACAGCCAUUCAAGAGCUCAUGAGUAAAGAGACCAUGGCCCCGUUUGGAGCAGAAGUGUCAGGGGACUUGGAACAGCAGCUAAAAAAAGCCCUAGAGGACCUCACUGAACUUCUGUCAGAGAAGGAAGCGCUAGCCCAACGCUGUCAAGAGCUGGACAUACAGGUGGCUGUUCUUCAAGAGGAACGGAACAGCUUAUUGGCCGAGAAUGACGUCCUAACAGACCGAGCCAAUCAGCUGGACACUUUCGACGACCCAAGCACACCCUCAGGAAGAAAACACAGCCAACUGCAGCAACACUUUGAGGCGCUGCAGGAGGAGAACUUCAGGCUGGAGGCCGCUAAGGAUGACUACCGGAUCCACUGUGAAGAGCUGGAGAAGCAGCUGAUUGAGGUUCAGCACAGAAACGACGAGCUCACAAGCUUGGCAGAAGAAUCCCGAGCUCUCAAAGAUGAACUGGACGUUCUGAGGAACUGCUCAGAUCGGGUGGUGAUGCUGGAGGCCUCAGUGGACACGUACAAACGUAAACUGGAGAAUCUAGGUGAUCUGAAGAGGCAGAUGAAGCUGCUGGAGGAGAAUAACAUGACCUACAUGCAAAACACGGUCAGCUUGGAGGAAGAACUGCGCAAGGCCAACGCUGCCCGCACACAGCUCGAGACGUAUAAGAGACAGGUCCAGGAGCUUCAUAGGAAGUUGUCUGAGGAGACGAGGCGAGCCGACAACCUGGCCUAUGAGAUGAAGAAGUUAGAGGAAAAGCACGAGACUGUGUUGAAGGAGAAAGAGAGGAUCGUCGUAGAGAGAGAGUCUCUAAAGGAGAUCAAUGAGGAGCUGCGAUGCACUCAGGCUCAACAGCACCAGCUCUCCCAAGCAGGGAUGCUUCCUUCAGGCAGCCCCAGCCAUGAUAACCUGGCAGCUGAGUUAAUACCCAUCGAGUACAGAGAGAAGUUCAUCAGGCUGCAGCAUGAGAACAAGAUGCUGAGAGUGCAGCAGGAGGAGUGUGAGACAGAGAAGAUCGCUGCACUGCAGGUUCAGCUGGAGGAAGCACAUAAGACACGCAGUGAACUGGACACUGACAACAGACUGAGUCGAGAGAGGAUCAGUGAGCUGCAGCAGCAGGUUGAGGACCUCCAGAGGGCUCUGCAGAGUCAGGCGUCCAAACCCGAUGACUCAAACCUGAAGAGGAAACUUGAUGCGCACAUGGUGCAGCUGAACGAGGCUCAGGACGAAAUCAUGAAGAAGAAAGAGCUGCUGGAAGACCUUCAGCCUGACAAUACCCAGACUUCCUUGAGGGUAGAUGAGCUAAUGGCUGCUUUGAAGAAGAAGGAUGAUGACAUGAGGGCCAUGGAGGAAAGGUACAAAAUGUACCUGGAGAAAGCUCGCAAUGUGAUCAGAGCGCUGGAUCCUAAACUAAACCCAGCCACUGCUGAGAUCCAGGCUCUGAGGAACCAGUUAGCAGAUCGGGAAAAGCAGAUUCUCAACCUGGAGCGUCAAUGUGAGCAGGCCAGACUGAGAGAGUAUGAGGAGAAGCUAAUUGUCACAGCGUGGUAUAACAAGAGUCUGAACUUUCAGAAGUUGGCAAUUGAAUCGCGACUCGGAGGCUGCUCCUCCUCUGUGGUGUCCCCUGGCCAGUCCUUCUUGUCCCAGCAGCGGCAAGUCUCAAACGCCCCACGUCGUGCGCUCUCCAUCAGCGUGCCUGCCACUAACCCCAAAUAGACCUCGUCAUAGAGCCAAAUGUCUCACUUUUAUUCUGUUAAGAGAAAAAUACCCUCCCUCGCUCCCUCCUACCAGUGAGCACUCAAGUGACCUUAAACACAUCUGCUCUCAGCGCUUGGGUAGGGGGCCCCAGAUGAGCUGAUUGGGAUCAAUGAGCACUUAUCAGUCACAACCCUAUAGGUUACCAGCCGGAGUUCAUAGCAUACUGUCCCACAAUACACUGGCUGCAGGCUGACCUUCCAUAGAACAUGAACUCACAACCUAUGUUCACCUCACUAGCUAAAACGCACACACUCUCAACCAGACUUGGAGCAUAUUUCCCAUCUGCCCUGUGGGUUUGCAUUGCCAACUGCAGACUCAGCUGAAUACUUACUAUAAUCAAUUUAGCCUGUCAUGCUGCGUACUCGAUCAGGAAUGAGAAACCUAAAUGAAUGCUUAGCUGUUUUAUUCAGAAUGUGUGUACCAUCAUACUAUGCAGUUAAGGGGAUACUAAUGUUGUCAGACAAGCGUGCUUACGAUGUGUUUUGAGGAAAUUAUUGCUAUAUUUGGUGCUGGCCACCAACUGCUUUUGUGCAUCAAACAUCACUUACAUUUUAUUUUUUUUGCUAAAAUGGAACAAGCCCAUCAUGGAAAGCUGUGAAAAAUCCUAUAAAUCAUCAUAAAUAAAAACAUCUGAGGUGCUGCAACAACGAUUCCUACACAAGAAAUUCAGGAAUACUAGCUCUACUAUUUAUCAUGUAUUUUCUAUACUCCUAAAGUGUGAUUUGAUUUCCUUACUGCUCCUUAUUUGAAAACUGGCAGGCUUGUCUAUUUACUGAAUAUCUUGCAUCUUAUUUAGUAGUGAGUAAUCGGUCUAUAAUUGAAGUUGCACAGCUGUAAUGUAAACAUGAUUUUACCACCAGCUUCUGAUCCUAAAUGUCAGAACCAGGUUAAGUUUUCAUACAGUACCUGCAAAUUGUAACUUGAGUUUUAAUCACUGUAGUUGAUAUUCUAUUUAAUCAUGGACAUGUUUUCAGGAUAUUUUAGUGUCGGUGGAAGUUCAGAGCGCAGCAGAGAAGCAGCUGUUUUCUUUGACAUUGUGGGUUAUUGUCUUACCAACCUUUUAGGGAGUCUUAAGUUAAACUACACUAGUUUCACAACAUGAAAUGGCUUUUGAUUGGCUUGUCACACUAUGUUUGCAAUCACACUAAAGAAGCAUUCUGUUAAAAUGGUUUGGCCAUGUGUGAUCGAUAGAUGUUUAUGUUAAGGCGCUUUUAUUUUCCACUGCUGCGGAUGAUUCUUGUCGAUGGCUGAUUUAAAAGCAUUUACAUAAAAAUAAGUGAUCAAGCGUAGCACAGCGCAGGAACUACAUGUAUAGUGUUAUGUUUGUGUGUACAUAAAGAAAACUGACAAAGGCAUUGUGAAUAUUCAGGAACUUAAGGAGUUAAAAACGUAAAUCCUUUUGGUUUUCUUGUGAAUAAAUAAACUUUUUCUAAAAC